Molecule: messenger RNA, 5702 nt
Organism: Pogoniulus pusillus (Red-fronted tinkerbird)
Lineage: Eukaryota; Metazoa; Chordata; Aves; Piciformes; Lybiidae
Gene: TRAPPC10
Product: trafficking protein particle complex subunit 10
Exons: 23
Coding region: 133-3936 (1267 amino acids)
Biological process (GO): early endosome to Golgi transport; intra-Golgi vesicle-mediated transport
Cellular component (GO): TRAPPII protein complex
Molecular function (GO): protein binding
Source: RefSeq, a predicted model, not a curated record
UGGGGGGGACACGCCAGCAGGCCCCGAGGCGGAGCGGUUCGUCCCAGUCCCCCGGCAAGGGGGAGCGGUGGCGGCGGCGUUUCCAUGGCGCCCAGCGGGCGGGGGAACCGGGGCUGAGGACCCCUCCUGCUCAUGGACUCCGCCGCGGCGGCGGCCGCCGAGGAGGAGGGCAGGGAGAAGCCCCCGGUGAUCUACACCAUGGAGAACAAGCCCAUCGUGACCUGUGCUGGAGAUCAAAAUCUAUUUACUUCCUUAUAUCCUACGCUUUCUCAGCAGCUUCCUAGAGAACCCAUGGAAUGGAGGAGGUCUUACGGCCGUGCUCCCAAGAUGAUUCAUCUCGAAUCUAACUUCGUUCAGUUUAAAGAGGAGCUAUUACCCAAAGAGGGGAAUAAGGCCCUUUUGACUUUUCCCUUUCUUCAUAUUUAUUGGACAGAAUGUUGUGACACAGAAGUGUACAAAACUACAGUCAAGGAUGACAUCACCAAGUGGCAGAAUGUUCUUAAAGCUCACAACUCAGUGGACUGGCUAAUAGUGGUAGUUGAGAGUGACGCUAAGAAGAAGAACAAAACAAAUAUCCUUCCUCGGACCUCUAUAGUAGACAAAAUAAGGAAUGACUUCUGUAACAAACAAAGUGACAGAUGUGUGGUACUUUCUGACCCUUUGAAAGACUCUUCGCGUUCUCAGGAAUCUUGGAAUGCCUUCCUGACCAAACUCAGGACCUUGCUUCUCAUGUCUUUUACCAAAAACUUAGGCAAGUUUGAAGAUGACAUGAGAACUUUGAGAGAGAAAAGGACCGAGCCAGGGUGGAGUUUCUGUGAAUAUUUCAUGGUCCAGGAAGAGCUGGCCUUCGUCUUUGAGAUGCUGCAGCAAUUUGAGGAUGCUCUGGUGCAGUAUGAUGAACUGGAUGCCUUGUUUUCUCAAUAUGUGGUCAACUUUGGGGCCGGUGAUGGUGCAAACUGGCUGACCUUUUUUUGCCAGCCAGUAAGGAGCUGGAAUGGUUUAAUUCUCCGAAAACCAAUAGACAUGGAGAAGAGAGAGCUAAUUCAGAACCAAGAAGCUACUCUACUGGACUUGCGUAGUUACCUAUUUUCCCGCCAGUGCACGUUAUUAAUCUUCCUGCAGAGGCCAUGGGAGGUUUCCCAGCGAGCAUUGGAGCUUCUUCACAACUGUGUGCAAGAACUCAAGCUAUUAGAAGUCUCUGUUCCUCCUGGAGCUUUGGAUUGUUGGGUAUUUUUGAGUUGUUUGGAAGUUUUACAAAGAAUAGAAGGCUGCUGCGAUAGGGCUCAGGUAGAUGCAAAUGUUUCCCACACGGUUGGUUUAUGGAGCUAUGCCACUGAAAAGUUAAAAUCUCUGGGUUAUCUGUGUGGACUUGUGUCAGAGAAGGGACCUAAUUCAGAAGACCUUAACAGAACUGUUGACCUGUUAGCAGGUUUGGGAGCAGAACGCCCUGAAACAGCCAACGCAUCACAGAGCCCAUAUAAGAAACUUAAAGAGGCCUUAUCAUCUGUAGAAGCUUUUGAAAAACACUACUUAGAGCUGUCCCAUGCCACCAUUGAAAUGUACACAAAUAUUGGAAGAAUUCGCUCAGCUAAGCUUGUGGGAAAGGACUUGGCAGAGUUUUAUAUGAGGAAGAGGAGUCCACAGAAGGCAGAAGUCUACCUUCAAGGAGCCCUGAAAACGUACCUUGCGGAAGGCUGGGCACUGCUUGUCACACAUACGAGAAAGCAGUUAGCUGAAUGUCAGAAACACCUUGGGCAAAUAGAAAAUUAUCUUCAAACGAGCAGCCUUUUAGCUGGUGAUAAUCACUUAACAGAAGAUGAACGCAGAAGCUUUUGCCAAGAAAUACUAGAUUUUGCCAAUCAGAAAGCAGAGAGCCAAGGUCAAAAGGUUAUAUUGCCUAUGCACACCUUCGCGCAGUUGAAGACUCUACAUUUUGACCCUCCAAAUGCCGUCGUCCAUGUGGGUGGAAAGUUGUCCAUUGAGUUGACCUUGCUGAGCCAAAUGCCCAUCCCUGUCCAAGUGGAUCAGAUGGCCAUCCACGUUCACUUCAGCGUGGAAAAAAACAGUUACAGGAAAACAGCUGAGUGGCUUACUAAGCACAAAACUUCCAACGGUGUUAUCAGCUUUCCCAAUGAAGUUGCAGGCUUUCCUUUGUCAAGAAACAACCUGCCAGCUCUGGAGCUAUAUGAAAUGUACGAACGGAGUCCCUCAGAUAACUCUUUAAACACAGCAGGAAUCAUCUGCAAAAACGUGCACAUGCUACUACGAAGGCAAGAGAGCAGCAGUUCACUGGACAUACCCUCAGGGGUAACGUUAGAAGAUGGAGCUCAUGUGUUGAAAUGCAACAACUUAAUACUGGAACCAGGGAUCAAUAAAAUAACAUUCAAUACUCAGGCCAAAGAACCUGGGACAUACACCCUCAGGCAGCUGUGCACUUCAGUGGGAAAAGUACAGUUUGUCCUUCUCCAUAUUUAUCCAAUUGUACAGUACGAUGUGUAUUCUCAGGAGCCCCAGCUAAAAGUGGAACCAAUGACUGAUAGCCUUUUGGCUGGCAUUCCUCAAAGGGUGAAAUUCACAGUGACUACUGGCCACUACACCAUGAAGAACGGGGACACCUUGCAGCUCAGUAAUGCAGAUGCCAUGCCUAUUCUCUGCCAUCCAGAGAGUAAGGCAGUGAUUUAUUCCAAUACAAGAGAAAAGAUCUCAGAGUCAUCAUUAAGGAUUCAAUCUUCUGAAAAGAUCACAAGCAUAAGUUUGCCAGUAGCCCCUGCAUAUCAUGUGAUUGAAUUUGAACUAGAAGUCAUGUACUUGCCAUCAGCCACAGAAUCUGCAGUGGAGAAAGAAAAUACUACAAAUAAAGAAGUUCACAGAAAAAACAAAGAGAAACAGAAGCAGGACAACUGCAUGGCUACUGUUGACCAAAAAGUGACCAUUGAUUGUCCUUGGUCAAUUUACUCCACUAUUAUUGCAUUAACAUUCUGCAUACCUUUUAAUGCCAAGCAUUCCUUACUGUCAGCUGGCAAACGGAAAUACGUGCAAGUCUGUGUGCAGAAUUUGUCAGAACUCUGUUUCCAGCUUUCAGAUAACAGCCUAAAAAAUUCUGCUGACUGUAGAGAUUUGCAGCUGGUACCUCUGAACCCUGAAUCUCAACAGGUCAUAUACAGUAAGCAAUCAAUAUUCUUUGUAUGGGAAUUGAAGUGGACAAAAGAGCUUCCUCUCUCCUUGCAGUGCCUGUUUUCAGUAAGCUUUUGUCCAGCUACCUCUGAAGAACAGUCUUUCACCCUGAAGCCGUUCACUUACGAAUUCCAAGUGGAAAAUUUUUUUACACUGUAUCAUGUGAAAACAGAGAUUUUCCCACCACUAGGCGCAGAGUAUUGUAAAACAGGCUCACUCUGCUCUUUAGAGGUGUCAAUCACCCGGCUUGUUGACCUUUCGGAGGUUGACAGAGAUGAAGCAUUAACAGAAUCAGAUGGAUAUUGCACAACAAAACUUAUGUAUGAGGUUGUUGACAACAGUAGUAACUGGGCCGUCUGUGGAAAAAGUUCUGGAGUGAUAUCUAUGCCUGUAGCAGCUCGAGCAAUUCACAAAGUCCACAUGGAAAUGAUGCCUCUGUUUGCUGGCUAUCUGCCUUUUCCUGAUGUCAGAUUGUUUAAAUACCUCCCUCACCAUUCUGCUCACUCCACGCAGCUCGAUGCUGAUAGCUGGAUUGAAAACGAUAACCUAUCUGUGGACAAGAAUGUGGAUGAUCAAGCUGACAGCAGCAGCAUAAGGAGCAGAGGCAGCUUGCAUUCUGCAGCUAGUGGGGAACAUAAAGGUUUGCCAAUGCCCCGCCUGCAGUCCUUUUCACCGGGUCAGGUCUUCAACUGCAGCACGGGUAUGCAAAUACUUGUCAUUCCCAGCAAGGAUGACCACGUUCUGGAAGUCAACAUCACGUGACAACUCUGUAUGAAGGCAAGGAAAACAAAACCCAUUAGAAACUGGAUAUGAAAGCACUUUAAAGGAUUGUGACCUGAUUAGUCUUUGUUGUAACAUUCUAACUCUAAGGAGACCUAUGGCACUCGACAUGUACUGGCCAUGGAAGCACCAGACAAUUGUAUCAAUUUAAAUGUACAGUGAAGCUUGUGUCAGCUAGUUUAUAUUGCCACUUUAGUAUGUUUUGUGUAAGCUGUUGGGUUUUCUUCCUUCAAUCACAUCAAGCACCACAAUACAGGGCAACAAAAACAAAUAAAUCCAAAUAUUUAAACCACUUCUUUAUUUUUGUUUCAUGCUUCCUACAUGGUUUAGCAUUUAAGAGCUGGAUGAUGUUAAUUAUCCAAAUCUUGAGUUUUCACAUAAUAAUUCACAGGCUUUUCCACACACGUGCCAGAAACACAAUGCAGUAUACAACAGCACAUUUACUGGUGGGUUUGUUUUACUGCUGGUUCCUGCCAUCACAAUUUUGUAUUAAACUUCCAUCGUUUAUUUGCUUAGAGGCAUGGAAGAGCUACUGCUAUAAACAAUCCUAACUGGACAAAUUUCCUUAAUUUUUUUUUUUGAGGCUUUCUCCUUCACAGAGUAGACACUGUGCUGUCACAUGAUUAUUUUUCAUUUGAGAGUUGUGUGGGGGUUGAGUUAUCCUCUUGCAUCGUUCUUACCAAAGAAAGAUACUGACCGAAUAAAUUAUCUGGCUUAUCGAGUUCCCAGAUUAAUUUCUUUUAGUACCAUUUCUAAGUGGCUUGGUUUGUUGUCCCAGUUUUUAAAUUGGGGCAAAAAAAAAAAUUCAGUAUGAUGUGAUACUUGAACAGUCAACCUUUCAUCAUAAAGGCUUAGUGUAAUUAUUACUGAUUAGAAGCCAGACUUCCACAUUCGUGAUGGAAGAAAGAGGUUGGUUUGAUAUAGGAAAGCUUGCAGAUGUAGAAUAAUUGUGAAGCAAAGUUAAAACUUGUAACUUAAAGAAUUUCAUUAUUUAUAUCUGAAAUGUAAAUACAGAAAAUGUACAAAAAGGAAAAAAAAGGUGUAAUUUUGGUGAAUGUUGCAAAUCCACCUGUGACUGGAAAAAUUACAGUUCCUUCUGAUGCCCUGCUUCUGAUAUUGCAACUUGUGCAUUUAAUGUGAGAAUGACCUUUUCUACUUGCAGAUCUAUCAUGGUGCGUUGUCAGCAGACUCCACAGAGGGAUAGAUGUCCCAUAUCAAAUACUUGUCAGCAAAGCUGAAGUGAGGAACUGCUCCUUAGAUAAAUUCACUGUUGUUAUUAUUUUCUAAACUCGGGUUCUUCUAAAUUAUAAAGGAGGAAAAAAAAAAAAAAAACCAAAAACAAAGCCUCUUUCCAAAAAGAAUCACAAUUAAGUUUAAAAAUUAGUUGAUACCCUGCACUAGUCUUAACUUUUUCUUCUUUUAAUAAAUACAAUUCAAUCUAAAUAGAGGUAUAAAAUCAACCUGCUAGCUGAAAAACGUUCUUGUUAUGCCCUUUCUCUGUGGAAAUCAUACCAUUUUCUUCUGGAUGAAACCCAAAGCACUUAGUGUGAAUGACUGCUGGGAUUCUUUGACUGGAAAAGGUAACAAGUUCACUGCAGGUAUAACAAUUCCAUUCUCAUGGUUUGCUAUUAAAUCAUUUUUCACAUCGUUCUGUAAUAUACUGUUAGAACAAACACAUUGUACUAAGAUUGUUUAAUGAAAUUGUAAGCGUUGCAGUUCUAAAUAUACAUGUUUUAAACAGAAAACAA